AUGUCGAAACCCCCAAAUCCCACAAGAUCUUCUCCAUUUUCCCUCCCUCAGCUCACUGUUGAUGGCCCUCCGACUGCCUGUCUCUUCGCCUUCCUCCCUUCUGCUCCGGCUCAUCUACAGGAUCUCCUCAUCUGUCAUAAUCACUUGCCUUUUUUUGGUAAAUUUACUACAAAUUCUGAAAGAGUGAGAGUUGCUAUCAUACUUAGGCCAAAAAAUGCUGAGGAUCUACUUCAAGAUUCUGAUUUUGUUGAUUACGUUGAGUUGCAGCCAGAGCUGAAGAGACUGAAGUUGAGAAAAAACAACUGGAGCUCGGAAUCUUAUAGAUUUGAUGAAGUUUUUACAAACACUGCCUCCCAAAGGCGAGUUUACGAAGCGGUUACCAAGCCUGUAGUUGAGAGUGUCUUGAAUGGAUAUAAUGGAACAGUUAUGGCUUACGGUCAAAUAGGUACUGGUAAAACUUACACACUCAGCAGGCUGGGUAAAGAUGAUACGUCUGAGCGUGGUAUAAUGGCAGAGCUCUGGAGGACAUACUUUCUUGUACAUCUCCUGGUUUUGAUAGUGUGGAAAUUUCAUACUUGCAGGCAGAAGGGAUCUUCAGGAUCAAUGCAGGAAAUAGUCAAGAGGAGAUUGUUCGGGAUGGCUAGGGAGAAGACUAUUUUCCAUGAAUUUUUUGGAAAAAAACAAUGGUUGGAGCAGUCUCAGUUGAUGUCAAUGGAACAUGUGAGAGGGUUAUUGCAUGGGAAGAUUGGGUCUGUGAAUCAUGCCAAAGUGUCAGUGACUCAGUUUUGAUGGAAUCUGGGAAGAGAGAUGAAGCUGUCACAAUAGCAAUGAGCAAGGGGAAAUUGUCAAUUUCACAGCUUCAUUCCAAGAAGAAAAAGCCAGUAGAAACUGGUAAAGUUAAGUUCAUUGCUCAUGAAGAAAUACUUGAAAGAAAUCCUUAAUAAUAAUAAAAAAUUGUGAUGCUGUGAAAUCAUUCCUUGCUUGAAAAGAAAAAUGCUCAGGCAUUUUUUUUGGGUGUAGCACGCCUUGCUUUAAGGAAUACUCAAUGCUUCUUUGUGACUGGCACUUGUGGUUGUAGUUUUGAUAGUUUUUCAUGAGGGCCUCUUUGCUGUCUUUGUUGGCCUCUAUUUGUAGUUUUAUGUCUUAUAUGUACUAUCUUAGUCUGAGGUUGUCUAGACUGUAAUACAGUACAGGUGAUUUCAUAUCAUCUUUUUUAAAACAAUCUUGUUUAGUUGGGAUUGAAAUGAUAGUGUUUAUGUGAGAAUAGAAAUAGAAUGGGAAAGAAAUAUCAAUUCUUUUGUUUGGUUGAAAUUUUGUUUGGAAUGGCAUGGACUAACAUUACUUUGACCAAAAUAUCUAUAUGCAAUUAUAACUAUCAUGUAAUAUGAUUUUGUAAGCUGAGUAGACUAAAUAUUAAAAUUAUAUUUUAGAGUAAUUAAUAAAAAAAAUAUUUUGUUGUAUUUUCUUUUGAAAAUUUUAGAAAUCUAACAUAUAUAAUACAUUUUGGAAAAGGGAUAUGUUUUUUGUAAAUCAAAAUGAAAAUUGUAGUUGCUUUCUUUUUUAAAAAAAAUUACUUUUAAGGGCAUGCAUAACGAGUCCUAAAAUCUUAAUUUAAAGAUACUCAACAAGAUUUUUUAGGACUCGCAUUGCAAGUCCUAAAAAAUUACUUAAAGCCACUCAGCUCGAUCUUUUAGGACUUGCGUUGCGAGUCCUAAAAAAUUACUUAAAGGUACUCAACCAGAUAUUUUAGGACUCGCAUUGCGAGUCCUAAAAACUUAAUUAAAGGCACUCAAUUAGAUUUUUUAGGACUCCCUUUGCGAGUCCUAAAUAACCUCACUUUUUAAGGCUCUCAAAUAGAGGACUUGCGCCCCGUGAGUCCUAAAAACUUUUUUAGGACUCGCAAUGCUAGUCUUAAAAAACCUUUUUUGUAGUAGUGGCAGGAACCAUCUUAUCUUCCUUUUUCCCUUCUGUCUUGAGCUGAGGACAUUCUUUCUUUUGGUGUCCCUCUUGACCACAGUUGUAACAUCCUUUGGUGUUUG
Molecule: messenger RNA, 2039 nt
Organism: Humulus lupulus (European hop)
Lineage: Eukaryota; Viridiplantae; Streptophyta; Magnoliopsida; Rosales; Cannabaceae
Exons: 8
Coding region: 1-789 (262 amino acids)
Biological process (GO): microtubule-based movement
Molecular function (GO): ATP binding; microtubule motor activity; microtubule binding
Source: RefSeq, a predicted model, not a curated record